This is a messenger RNA of Candidula unifasciata, 279 nucleotides long. The record is from the annotation of a GenBank genome assembly. Lineage: Eukaryota; Metazoa; Mollusca; Gastropoda; Stylommatophora; Geomitridae.
AAAGACCUUAUUGGCUUCGGUUUCGUUCUGCAAGGAUCGUCGCCAUGUUAUGUGCUGAAUGUUGACCCGCUUGGACCAGCGGCAGCUGCAGGACUGCAGGUUCGACACUUCAUAUCCAGUGUCAAUGGCCAAGACGUUCUUACAAUGAACCAUCAAGAAGUUGGACUCCUUCUGGUGCAAACAAACCAGAUCACAUUAACAGUGCUUUCAAACGCAAACCUGAGAGAUGAAGGCAAUAGGUUGCAAGCUGAUAGUUUGACUGAAGCAUAUAUACUUUAA